AUGCCCGCGCUGCGGGGUGGCGCCGGCCGCGUGAGGAUUUCUGCCUCAUGCACAUUGACUUCGCUGCGGCGGGCGACGACGGGCGAGCAUCACAGUUACCGCCCUGGCCGUCUUGCCCGGCUGUUUCGCCGCUUGUACGUUACCGUCACUCCGCGUAGUCUCCAUAGAAGCUUGGCAAUAAACCUUCAGGCCGGCAUGGAGCGGGUGCAGGAGUUGGAGCGGGAACAGUUGUGGUUGCGGCGGCACGGCUCCCCGCUGCGCGUGAUGGGGCUGCCGGAGCACGCAGAGCUGACGGAGGUCCGCUCACGCUACCGGGAUCUCGUCUUUGCCACGCACCCCGACACGGCGGCGGGAGAGGCAAAGGCGGAGUACGAGAUGAUUCAGACGGCGUACAAGAUGGCGACCACGCCGACGAGCUUGUGGCAUCAAAAUGGGUCCGCCCCCGCGCUUUACCGUAGCCUCCUGAGCACCUCGAAGGGCCUCACGCGGCGGGUGGAUCGUGUCACGCUGUUCGCUCUCUUCUCCUACGCCGUGAUGGGCGCUGUGGGGGUUGUCUUCUCGAUUGUUGUGGUGCGUCAGUUUCUCGAGCUGGCGCUGCGCUUUUUUGACCCCGAGUUCUACGCCUUCAUGGUGGCGCAGGAGAAGGAGGAGGAGCGCCAGCGCCUGGAGGGGAUCCCGGUGGACACCGACCCAAAGCGCCUCGCACCGACGGUAGUGAAGCGGCUUUUAUUCCCCGGCCGGUUCGUGCACGGCAACAACAACAACGGCAGCAGCGGCGGCAGCCGUGGGGACGAAGUGGGGAAAGAGCGAGAGGCGUGA
This is a messenger RNA of Trypanosoma conorhini, 819 nucleotides long. RefSeq names its product chaperone protein DNAJ. The transcript has a single exon. The record is from RefSeq and is a predicted model, not a curated record. The coding region runs from base 1 to 819 and encodes 272 amino acids. Lineage: Eukaryota; Euglenozoa; Kinetoplastea; Trypanosomatida; Trypanosomatidae.